Molecule: messenger RNA, 1644 nt
Organism: Pleurotus ostreatus (oyster mushroom)
Lineage: Eukaryota; Fungi; Basidiomycota; Agaricomycetes; Agaricales; Pleurotaceae
Exons: 2
Coding region: 1-1644 (547 amino acids)
Biological process (GO): regulation of transcription by RNA polymerase II
Molecular function (GO): RNA polymerase II cis-regulatory region sequence-specific DNA binding; DNA-binding transcription factor activity, RNA polymerase II-specific
Source: RefSeq, a predicted model, not a curated record
AUGACGACGACGACGACCGCAAAACUCGACAAAAAGCACGGUGCCCACAAACAGGCGCCCUCCUCCCCCGAAAUCCGCCCCAACAAUGCCCAGAAGCGCUCAGACUUUGACCUAGAGCCGAACCCCUUUGAACAGUCCUUCUCCCGCCCACCGACAAAAACGUCGCCCUCACGAGACGAUGCGUCGUCCUCGGCGUCGGGCAGCGACGACGGCCACUCACACAACGACGCCGCCGCCGCCGCCAACGGCGCCAGGCCCCGAUCGCGCGCAAGCGACGGCCAUUCCCACCAACAGACGUCAACGUCGUCGCGCUCCCGAGGCGCUUCAUCCUCCUCGCCCCGCCCGCUUCUCCCGCCCGUCGCCGCCAUCUCCUCUCCCGCCGACCCCUCCUCGUCGUACUGGUCCUUCUCGUCGCUACGCGCGGGUCCUCUGUCACCCGCAAUGUUGACCGCACCCACAGAUCAGCAAUCGCAAGCGCAGGGGUCUCAGCCGCAUACACAGUCGUCGUCGCUCCAGUUUGAUCCGUCCUCGUUCCGCACUGGGCUCACUCCUCGCACGGGCCUCACACCAAGGACGGGCCUGACCCCAGGGACAGGACUGACACCACUAGUAGGAGGGCCUGUCGCAUUUCCCAACACACCCAGCGGCUAUUCGUCGAUGAUGAACGGGACAGGGGCUAGCGGACCUACCAUCACUCCCAAUACUUUGAAUGCGCUAACGGGAGCGCUCAACGGUGCCGGAGGAGGGUAUACAGGAGCUCUGCACGCGCCACCCGCGGGAAAUGUCAACGGCAUGUCAGGAGGUGACUACAUCUCGUCCGCAAACCAGGCGGCUAGUGCAGCGGCAAACGGCCUAUUUUUGUUAUCACAAGCUCAUCAGGAGCUGACGAAGCGGGAAGAAGCCCAACGAGCCAGCAAUGCCAGCCCGCAGAAUAACAGCUCCUCCAACUCCAACGGAAGUGCGAACGGAAACAAUGCUACGAACGGUGGCUCAACGAGACGAGGACAGAAACGCAAGUCUUACGACAGAAGAUCGGUCGAUUCGCAAAGUGCGCAACAAGCACCUGUAUCAAAUACAACUUCCAAGAGUAAACGUGGGCGAACGAACAGCACGAAUAGACGCAGGAUGUCACCUGAGGACAUGGGCAUGGAUGAUAUGGACGACAUGGACGACAUGGAUGAUGACGGCGAUAGUGGUAAUGGAGGCGAUGAACUAGAGUCAAUGCAAAGCAACCAGGGUGGAGGCGGCGGCGGUGGAGGUAGGAGAGGCAACAAGAAGCCUGAGACGGAGGAGGAGAAGCGGAAGAACUUCUUGGAGAGAAAUCGACAAGCCGCACUGAAAUGCCGCCAGCGCAAGAAGGCGUGGUUAGCGCAGCUGCAAGCGAAGGUUGAGUAUCUCACGCAGGAGAACGAUCGCCUGACGUCGGCUCUGGUGACGUCGCGUGAGGAAAUAUCGCGGCUGUCGUCUCUGGUUGGGGGUGGAGGCGUUGUCGGUAUGCCCCUCGGCGUCGUCGCUUCGCAUGUAGGCGUCAAUGGUGGCGGUGGAGGAGGGGGCGGCGGCGCAGUGCAGCCGGUAAGCAUGAACGUUGCGCUGCCGGCGAAGCAGCAGCAGAGCGUCGGCGCGCGAUCGGGAUACGGGUAUUAG